Aplysia californica (California sea hare) is the source of this 1725-nucleotide messenger RNA. RefSeq lists its product as uncharacterized. The transcript has 2 exons. The record is from RefSeq and is a predicted model, not a curated record. The coding region runs from base 25 to 1536 and encodes 503 amino acids. NCBI's taxonomy places the organism in Eukaryota, Metazoa, Mollusca, Gastropoda, Aplysiida, Aplysiidae.
AUCACAGGUGUGCUGUUCAGAAACAUGAGCGUCCUCCAGUCUUGCGUGGGCCUCUUGAACUACGAGCCUGAGUACUGCUCGGUUGUCAUUGACGUCAAAGAGUCGCUGGGCGUGGAUUCUGUGGAGGAGGUCUUGAGUCUGGACAGCUCGGCCAGCUACUACUUUCAUGCACCUACAUCCCCUUAUAAACCAGUAGUUCUCUCCUACUGCGGUGUCCCCGGGCGUCCAAAGUCGUACGAUAACGCCAUUGAUGUGAAUAUGGACCAAAAUCAAAACCUUCAGAUCAAGAACUUGGGAGCCUGGCAGUUCUCCUGGCUGACGAUGGAGUGUAAAAACAGUGGGUCUCGUUCCUGCUCUCACACCACUUGCGCUGAUCACAGUCUAGGCAUCGUGGAGGGCCAGUGCAUGUACCUGACCUUUGUCAGUGUGUGGCUGACCCACCCUCCAUACGCCCUGAUGUCCGAGCAGGACCUGCUUGAUGUCACAGCUCACUUGACCUGUGCUAUCGGACAGAUGAAAGGGAUCAAGGACGUUCAGGUCGACGAGAUUGUUUCUGUUGAUCACAUUCCGAAUAUGCGGGUCGUGGAGAAGAGUAAAAAUAGUUUCUUUUCGGUAGAGGACACGUUUUUCCGAAUUGACAUGAACCUUAGUUUCACUGCGCCAUUUUGGUAUAAUUUCAACAAUGAUUUGGUCACUGUGAUUAGUCAGUACUACAUAGAAAAGUUUGGUAUUUAUGGACCAGAUAUGAGAUUCCCGUAUUCUGCAGCAAACGUGGCGAACGAUUGUGAAGAAAUACCUGCAGGAUUCUCUCCAGAAUCUGAAAAUACCACCGAAGCAAGAGUUGCAUUUCUAGGAAGCGAUGACUCAGAAAUGAUGGCGCGUAACGUAGUCAGCCGCUUGGAACGACGGAUGAAUUCGAAGGUCAAAAUGACAACAAUUAGUGACGAUCAGGGAAUCGAAAAGGAAAACAGAUCAGACGCAAACACGGAAUGGAAUCAGACCCCGAAUCCUGAAAAUGAUAUCCUGAAAAAUCUGAAGUCAACAGAUAAAGUAUAUAGCCGGUCUCCCAUAGAAGUAUCUGUUACGAAGAAUGACAACACUAAUGCGGAUGUCAAAUCCGAGGCUCUCCAACCCACGAUGGGGGGCCUAGAAGAGGUUUUCAUGACGACGACUUCAGCGUCUCGAAACAAGAGAGAGAUCAAUCCGGAACUUCUGGCUUCAAAUUUGUCCAGUGACUUCCCAGAGCCCACAGACCCUCCCAAGCCCUGUAAAUCUGGAAAAUAUCACCAUGUCGAUGAUCCUCGCUAUCCCUACUUCGUAGUAUCCUGGAACGUUUACAAGCCGAGACAGUGGGCGCAAGAGUUUAUCCCAGUGAAGUUAACCACGAAUGGUUCAGACCCACGGUAUGUCAAAUGCAUGGCGAGACUUGGAAACAGCUCGGCUUCUUUGUCCCGGUUGUCUCCCUUCGUUCUGGCACUCGUCCUGGUAGCCUGCAACUUCCUAAUGACGCAAAUGACACAAGAAAAGCUAUGUUAGAAAUGGUCUUGGAGUUCGCCGCUUUAUUUAGAACUACUACACCAAUCAUAAGAGGGGAUGUAGGUUAUACAGGGUAUCUCAAGUCACCGGACUGUAUUGAUCUAUUUUACAGGUGUUCAUAACUUACUCAGACGUUUUGUUUUGAGAACUAUGUAGCACAGUGUCUUUCGUAAAUAAACUCACAACAUA